Messenger RNA from Daphnia pulicaria, 527 nucleotides. RefSeq lists its product as uncharacterized. The record is from RefSeq and is a predicted model, not a curated record. Gene Ontology annotation, biological process: mitochondrial translation. Gene Ontology annotation, cellular component: nucleoplasm; mitochondrial ribosome; mitochondrion. Bases 101 to 469 code for a protein of 122 amino acids. Gene Ontology annotation, molecular function: RNA binding. NCBI's taxonomy places the organism in Eukaryota, Metazoa, Arthropoda, Branchiopoda, Diplostraca, Daphniidae. The transcript has 3 exons.
AUCGUCUGCUAGAAGCCUAGACUGUCCAAAUGAAAAUCGAUUGAUCGAAGGUUCGAUAGGAUCUUGUUCCUUUCUAAAAUAAUUUAAAAAGUCCCCAGAAAUGCCGGCGAUGACCCCCCGUUUCACCGUUGGAAUCGGCAGGGCGUUUGGUCGAAAGCCUUGCAAAGAACCGGUUCCAUUUCAAGAAAUUUUACCACUUAAAUUGAAAGAUUCAGUGUCUGGAAAGGGUGAAAAGACAUCAGAUGUUGCUUGCCUUCAAGAUAUGGCUGUGAUGUUAGCUUGCUUCAAGAAACACGAUUUUAAUCAGGCUUUGUGUUCAAAGGAAAUUUCUUCCUUUCAGUCGUGCUAUUCAAAAUUUGAGAAUGAUCGGGAGCAAGCCAAAAAUAUGGAUAACACCUUGGUUGGUGCCAAAUCCAGAUUGCCAUAUAAAACCCUAAACAAAAUCUUGAAGAAAUACCCAUCUUCUUGAACCAUUAAAACUUAAUGUAGAAGACUUUCAGCAUUGUAAUAAAUUCAUUAAAUUGUUA